GUUUCCGAAACGUAAGCAGCCUGCUCCUCCCACUCGAAAUGCACAAGUAAAGAGAAGUGAGUACUGCUGAACAUGGAACAUUUUCCCCAAAAUACAAAUCUUGCCAUUUUCACAUGUUUUCAUUUUUUCAGUAUUUUUUUUAUUUCUCCAGAGCCAGUAGUUAUUUUGUAUAUCUUAACAUUAAGAAUAGUAGAUUAGUUAACAUAAAAAGUUGGCUAAUCCAGUGUUCAGUUGAAUGACCAUUUCCACGAUUGUGUGUUAUUCAUUUAACAUUUAAUAAAAAAUGUAUUAGGUCUAACAUUACCAGUGUUACGGCAACCCUGGUAUGAUCAGUUCUUCUGUCAUUCUGUAGAUGGCACUGUUUCACCAUCAAAUGACGCAACUUGUAGACCCCCGGGAGGGAGGGCGGGAGGGUGAGAGAGAGAGGUCGCUGCUGCAGUCACGCUCUCUCUCUUUCCCCAUGCACUUGCCGGAGAUGCUGAUGUGCAUCCUCCCCUAUGCCUUGGUGGAGAGCGCGGAGCGAGACGAAGGCGUGCACAUCGAGUGCCGGAGUACCUCCGAGGAUCUCUCCAGUUGAGACGCAGCAGGAUGCUUUUUAUGCUGUCUUGACACGCAAACUCGGAAGAACUAUGCACUCGCUGAGAAGGUGUAAGGAGGAGCCCGGCGUCUGCAUGUAGCCUUUUUUUUCAGGUUCAACUUACAGAGCAUCCUCAGCUGUUGCUUUGGGGAAAGUGUAGCUUCCUGAUAUCGUAAGCUCGCGCUUUUGCGGUUACCGGCUGUGUCCCAGACUCGCCUUGGUUUGGAUGCGGACAGAUGUUAAUAGGAGCCCUGUUCAUAUUUUUCAAGUAGUUUAUUGUAUUGUAGCUCAUCUGUGCCCAUGGAGAAAGCUACCCAGCCCCCGCUGCAGCUGUCAAUAUCCAAGGGGACGGAAAGUCCGGCGGAGGAUAUUUCAAAUCUGUCGGACGAGGAGCUUUUAAAGUGGACCAAGGAGGAGUUGGUGCGGUGGCUCCGCAGGUCUGAAGCCGACAAGAUGAGUGUCAUUAUGGACCACGCCAAUCUGAUCCGCGAGGUCAACCGCAGCCUUCAAUUGCAUCUGAACGAGAUUCGGGGGUUGAAGGACGUGAACCAGAAACUGCAGGAGGACAACCGCGAGCUGCGUGACCUCUGCUGUUUCCUAGACGACGACCGUCAGAAGAGCAAGCGGGUGUCGCGCGAGUGGCAGCGCCUGGGCCGCUACAGCGCCAGCAUCAUGCGCAAGGAGGUGACGCUCUACCUGCAGAAGCUGAAGGAGCUGGAGCAGCGGCAGGAGGAGGUGAUCAAGGAGAACCUGGAGCUCAAGGAGCUGUGCCUGCUGCUCGAGGAGGAGCGCACUGGGGAGAGAGGCAGUGGGGGGAGCGGAGUGGGUGGAGGAGGAGGAGGAGGAGGCGUUGGGAGCGGAGGGCCCCACGUGGGAAGCGCUGGACCGGGCUGCCGGAGCUCGAUUGACAGCCAGAGCAGCCUGCUGAUGGUGCCUGGCAUGGGGCUUCUAAUGAGGGAUGUGGGGGAUGGGAGCAGCACCUCCAGCGCUGGUAGCGCCGAUAGCUCCGACCACCAUCUCCACCUCCAUAAGCAGACUCUACUGGCCGGAGGAGGGGGAGCAGGAGGAGGUGGUGGUGGUGGGAUGCUGGGGAGUAGCAGCAGCCCAGAGUACCUUCACAAGCCCAGGACCACAGUGGCAGGCGGGGGUUCGGGAAGCGUAGGGGGCGGAGGUGGGGAGGUGCCCAGUCCUGAGCACUUUCCCACCCGCCAUCGGAGCACCAGCCUGGAUUACCCGUUCACCCUCCCCCAGUCCUGCCGCCCGCGCUGCGGCUCCAUCUCCGUGCCCGACCACCGCAUGAUGCGGGGGCUCAGCCCAGAGAAGUACGGCCGCUCGGGUGGAGCCGGGGUGGGCCAGAGGAGCCCCGAGCAGCACCCCAAGCACGGCACCGACUCCCCGACGCUCCAGAAGCACCACCACCUACUCCACCACCUGGGCUCCAGCCCCAGCAGCCCCAUGGGCAGCCUGGACUUCUUCCAGAGGCACCGGGGCAGCGUGGGUAGCAUGGGCAGCGGCUGCGGGAGCCCCGAGCCCAAGCAGGGCUCGCUGCUCGGCACCCCAGAGCACCACGACAAGUGCAUGCUGGGCCGUAGCAUGGGCAGCCCGGAGACGCUGAGGCACCAGUACGGCGUGAGUCCGGAGCACGGCGUGAAGUUCGGCAGCCCCGGCCGAGACGCGGUGCAGAGGAGGCCGGCUGGGGACGAGGUCUCGCCCCACCACAGGAGCAUCUACAACGGAAUGAACGGUGGGUCCUCCUCAUCCUCCUCUUCAUCACCAUCACACCGGAGGCCUUCUUUAAUCUGACACACAGGCAGGUACUGUAGCAGAGCGAGAAGAACCUAGCUAGUUUGUGGCAGGGGUGCCCAGCUCCUUUUCUGGACAUCUGUAUUGACAUCCCCCCCCUCCAGCCUCAUAGUGAUCUUUAAUGCACCUGGCUGUAGUGUUGAAAUGGGCUUGAAGGGCUCAAUCAGCUGAGUCAGGUUCAUUACUAAAUGUAAUGGCUGAACCAGACUCAGCAAAAACGAUAGAUCUCCAGGUAGAGGAUUGGGCACCCUUGGCUGAGGGUAUAACACAGUACAUAUUCAUGCAUGGUGUUGGUAAGCACAUAAUAUUUCUUUUGCAGUGAAAGUACAGGUGGCUAUCAUCAGGAUUAUUGGGUUGUGACUUGAUAAGAUCUCAUUUCUUUGAUAUAUUGAAAUUCUGUGAUAUAUUGCUCAGUCAUAUUUAGCUUACUGGGAGAGCAUUUGAUUUUGUGUCCUGGCUAUCAAUGGGUUCAAUCUAUGUGCGUUUAAACCACCCUUAAUUCAACUGUAUUGGUAU
Messenger RNA from Clupea harengus (Atlantic herring), 2896 nucleotides. RefSeq names its product coiled-coil domain containing 85A, like (gene ccdc85al). The transcript has 2 exons. The coding region runs from base 878 to 2380 and encodes 500 amino acids. The record is from RefSeq and is a predicted model, not a curated record. Lineage: Eukaryota; Metazoa; Chordata; Actinopteri; Clupeiformes; Clupeidae.